AUGGAUCCUAAGCAACGUUUCUAUAACCAUUUCCUGGAGAGUAUUACAGUACUCCAAGACCUGAUCGAUGAGCUACCAUCCGUUGCUAGUGUCGGUGGUGAGCGCCAGGAGGCCAUUGAUCAUAUUCUAGCCAGCAUCGCCAAGCUACAAAACGAAGUGUCAGAUGCUGCCGACUAUACUCCUUCUUAUGAUAGAAAACAGUAUUCUGAGACCAUCAAGACCCUCCAGGACAAGCUGAACGAGACCCUGACCAAAAUCACACCAAAGCCAAAAUUCCAGUUUCGUCGUAAGACUGACCACGUUGAUAUGGGCGCUCCUGAGAACGACCCUCGUCUUAGUCCUGGAAGUCAUUCUCGAACCAAGCAUGACACGACCAUUGCGUCCAACAUCGCCAAUCCUCCCUCGGUGAGAAAAGAAGACACUCUCAGUGAAUUACCGUCCAAGGAUACGUACAAAAAUUAUAAUGAAGAGAUGGCUCGACCCAGCGCAUCUUCCCUUCGUAAGCCCAGCUUCUCGGCGGCCAAGAAUAUUAGCAUUUCGAAUCAUUCAGGGCUACACAUUAUUCUACCGUCUUCGGCGUCCCGUGCCACCUCUUCGGGCAGUCUCACUGAUCUCAAGGGUUGUAUUAUCGACAUGUCUAUCCCAACAUCCUCGGGCUCAGCAUUCCCUGGCCUCGCUAUUAAGAACGUGUCCAAGAGCCUCAUCAUCGGGGGUCGCGUUAGCGGCGCAGUCCAUAUCACAGGAGUGUCUGACAGCACUAUAGUUGUUGUGGCCAGGCAAGUGCGGAUUCAUGAGUGCAGUAACGUUGAUAUCUACCUGCACUGUGGAAGCCAUCCUAUUAUUGAGGACUGCUCUGGCAUGCGAUUUGCACCGCUGCCCAAGGUCUAUAUGACAGACGCUGAGGAGCCUGACGAAAACCAGUGGGAUCAGGUCGAUGACUUCAAGUGGCUCAAGGCUGGUCACAGUCCUAACUGGACCACUCUGUCAGAAAACGAGAGGCUCAGUGAUGACAUUUGGAGAUCUGUCGUCCCCGGCCAGCCUGGUGUCAGUGUGGAGGAGUCCUUGAAGAAGCUGGGCAUUCCACGGAGGUGA
Fusarium redolens is the source of this 1092-nucleotide messenger RNA. RefSeq names its product tubulin binding cofactor C-domain-containing protein. The record is from RefSeq and is a predicted model, not a curated record. Bases 1 to 1092 code for a protein of 363 amino acids. Gene Ontology annotation, biological process: post-chaperonin tubulin folding pathway; tubulin complex assembly. Gene Ontology annotation, molecular function: tubulin binding. Lineage: Eukaryota; Fungi; Ascomycota; Sordariomycetes; Hypocreales; Nectriaceae. The transcript is spliced from 4 exons. Gene Ontology annotation, cellular component: cytoplasm.